Molecule: messenger RNA, 769 nt
Organism: Amphimedon queenslandica
Lineage: Eukaryota; Metazoa; Porifera; Demospongiae; Haplosclerida; Niphatidae
Product: 60S ribosomal protein L15-like
Exons: 4
Coding region: 83-697 (204 amino acids)
Biological process (GO): cytoplasmic translation
Cellular component (GO): ribosome; cytosolic large ribosomal subunit
Molecular function (GO): RNA binding; structural constituent of ribosome
Source: RefSeq, a predicted model, not a curated record
ACUGCGCAUGCGCUUAGCCUUGCCUUUCAGUCUCUCACGUGUAGCGUCCAUUUUUGCUGGAAGAACAUUCUGAGGUGUUGCAAUGGGUGCCUACAAGUAUGUGCAGGAGUUAUGGAGGAAGAAGCAAUCAGAUCUCUUGAGAUUUUUACUUCGUGUCCGUUGUUGGCAGUACAGGCAAUUGAAUGUCUUACAUAGAGCACCUCGUCCUACACGUCCUGAUAAAGCUAGGAGGCUAGGUUAUAAGGCAAAACAAGGUUUUGUAAUUUAUCGUAUUCGUGUACGAAGAGGAGGGAGAAAGCGUAAGGCACGCAAAGGAGCUACGUAUGGCAAACCGACCAAUCAGGGUGUCAAUGAAUUGAAGUUUCAACGUAGUUUACAAUCGGUUGCUGAGGAGAGAGUUGGCAGACACUGUGGAGGUCUCAGGGUACUGAACUCUUAUUGGGUAGGUCAGGACUCUACGUUCAAGUUUUAUGAAGUCAUACUAGUUGAUCCUGCUCAUAAAGUUAUUCGCCAAGAUCCAAGAACCAACUGGAUCUGUCGCCCUGUGCACAAGCACAGAGAAAUGAGAGGACUUACUUCAUGCGGAAGGAAGAAUAGAGGAUUGGGCAAAGGUCAUCUUCGUACUAAAGUACAGGGCGGGUCAAGAAGAGCUAACUGGAAGAGGCGUAAUACCCUAUCUCUACGUCGCUAUCGUUAAUACAGACUACAGUGUUAUUGUCCUAAAAUUUUCCAAAAAUUAAUGAUUAUAAAUAAUAAUGAUGGUCAAUAA